Molecule: messenger RNA, 3053 nt
Organism: Mus pahari (shrew mouse)
Lineage: Eukaryota; Metazoa; Chordata; Mammalia; Rodentia; Muridae
Gene: Mtrr
Product: 5-methyltetrahydrofolate-homocysteine methyltransferase reductase
Exons: 15
Coding region: 219-2312 (697 amino acids)
Biological process (GO): homocysteine metabolic process
Cellular component (GO): cytosol
Molecular function (GO): FMN binding; [methionine synthase] reductase (NADPH) activity; flavin adenine dinucleotide binding
Source: RefSeq, a predicted model, not a curated record
GGUCGGAGGAGAACAGGGUCCCGCGCGGGAAUUGGCGCCUGGAGGUAUUCGUCCCGGGAUGGAGGGAGCGACGGAAGCGGCGGGGAGCCGGGACUCGCGCCUGCGCAGUGGGGAUGUGCCGCUGAGCUUCCCGGACUCCGGGGGCGAGCACUGGGGAGGAGUCUGCUCCGCCAACUUUCCCAAAACCUCUCUCACCAUUAGAGUUGCAGCGUGAGGGGAUGAGAAGGUUUUUGUUACUUUAUGCUACACAGCGAGGACAGGCAAAGGCCAUAGCAGAAGAAAUAAGUGAGCAGGCUGUGUCACACGGGUUUUCCGCAGAUCUUCACUGUAUCAGUGAGUCGGAAAAGUAUGAUCUGAAAACAGAAACCGGCCCUCUGGUGAUGGUUGUAUCCACCACGGGCACAGGAGACCCACCUGACACAGCCCGCAAGUUUGUUAAAGAAAUACACGACAAGACACUACCCACAGACUAUUUUGCUCACCUGCAGUAUGGAUUAUUGGGCUUGGGUGACUCAGAAUACACAUACUUCUGCAAUGGAGGGAAAGUAAUUGAUAAACGACUUCAGGAGCUUGGAGCCCAGCGUUUCUACGACACCGGACAUGCCGAUGACUGUGUAGGUUUAGAACUCGUGGUAGAGCCGUGGAUUGAUGGACUCUGGGCUGCUCUCACAAAGCACUUUAAGUCAUUCGGAGGACAAGAAGACAUGAGUGACGCACUCCCACAGGCAUCAGAUGCCCCCGUGAGCACGGCCGUGAAGCCGGAGUUGUUGCACAUCCAGUCACAAGUUGAACUGCUGAGAUUAGAGGACGUGGGGAAAGGGGAGUCUGAGCUUCGGGAACAAAAUGAGACAAACAGGAGUCAGCGGGGUCGGAUCGAAGACUUUGACGCCUCCCUUGUGCGCUCUGUCCCCCCACUCUCCCAGAACUCUCUAAGUAUUCCUGCUGUGCCCCCAGAGUAUUUGGAGGUCCACCUUCAGGAGUCUCCUGGCCAGGGGGAAAACCAAGCAUCUGCGCCUUCGGGGGAUCCAAUCUUUCAAGUUCCAAUUUCAAAAGCCAUUCGGCUGACUGCAGAUGAUGCCGUGAAGACCACUCUGCUGUUGGAAUUGGAUAUUUCAAAAAUAGAGCUUUCCCAUCAACCUGGAGACUCCUUCAAUGUGAUCUGUCCAAACAGUGAUUCUGAAGUAGAAAACCUGCUCCAAAGGCUGCAGCUGGCUGAUGUACGAGCGCACCGUGUCAUCUUGAAAAUUAAGACGGACACUAAGAAGAAAGGAGCUGCCCUGCCCCCGCACAUGCCUGAGGGGAGUUCUCUCCAGUUCAUCCUCACCUGGUGUCUUGAAAUACGAGCAGUUCCUAAAAAGGCCUUUUUGCGGGCCCUUGCGGAGCACACCAGCAGUGCUACUGAGAAGCGGAGGCUGCAGGAGCUGUGCAGUAAGCAGGGAGCCGCUGAUUACAACCGCUUCGUCCGAGAUGCCAACGUCUGCCUGCUGGACCUCCUGCUCGCCUUCCCAUCCUGCCAGCCUCCGCUCAGCCUCCUGCUGGAGCACCUUCCUAAACUCCAGCCUCGACCGUACUCGUGUGCAAGCUCCAGCUUGCGCCACCCAGACAAGCUUCACUUCGUGUUUAACAUCGUAGAGUUUCCAUCGAGCACUACCUCGGCCUCUCCUCGGAAGGGAGUGUGCACGGGCUGGCUAGCCACAUUGGUGGCUCCAUUCCUUCAGCCAAACACAGACGUUUCAGAUGCAGACAGUGGUGACGCUCUGGCUCCUGAGAUACCUAUCUCUCCUCGGGCAACAAAUUCUUUCCACUUACCAGAGGACCCGUCGGCCCCCAUCAUAAUGGUGGGUCCAGGAACUGGCGUAGCCCCCUUUGUUGGCUUCCUCCAGCACAGAGAAAAACUCCAAGAGCGACACCCGGAUGGGAGCUUUGGAGCAGCGUGGCUGUUCUUUGGCUGCAGACAUAAGGACAGGGACUACCUGUUCAGGGAGGAGCUCGGGCAUUUCCUCAAGACUGGGGUCUUGACCCACCUGAAGGUCUCAUUCUCAAGAGACGCUGCACCGGAGGAGGAGGAGGAGGCCCCAGCAAAGUAUGUGCAAGACAACCUCCAGCGUCACAGCCAGCAGGUGGCCAGGAUCCUCCUUCAGGAGAAUGGCUACGUUUACGUGUGUGGAGACGCCAAGAAUAUGGCCAAGGAUGUGAACGACACCCUCAUAGGAAUCAUAAGCAAAGAAGCUGGUGUUGACAAACUAGAAGCGAUGAAGACGCUGGCAACAUUAAAGCAGGAGAAACGAUAUCUGCAGGAUAUCUGGUCUUGAAACUGGAAUGGAGACACUUGGGGUUUGAUUUUGUUUUUUUCUUGAAGUGCCAAAGGUCAAUUUUACAGAAGAUGAGUUUGGCUGUGUGGGGAGCAGCUUGCUUACAGGUACAACCACCUGACAGUCUCACAGGUUGUCUCCCACUCCGAACCUGUGGCCCCGCCCAGCACCUCACAGCUCCCACCUGGCACCCCAUUGCACAUAGGCUCCCCAAGAGGACAGAUCGUCAAUGGCUCACCUGUGCCUGGGCACAUCUUGGAGAGCUUGUGGACAGAUUAUCUUUCAAUGAAGUAUAUUCAAAUGAUAUUUAUACUGGUGAUAUUAAAUUAACACAAAUAUGCAGAGCAUACUGUGCAUGUUUUUAUUUAAUUGUGGUUUUAUUAUCAAAAUUAUAUUUCUGAUAAAAUAUUUUAAUUUGAGGUAAUCCUUACAAAAUAAGGGUUUUUAUACUACUAGAAAUAUAUUUUGAAAUAUAUUUGAAAUUGUACUCCACUGUUUUCAUCAUGUUAAUGUUUAGUGUCACCGCCCUCCAGCUUAGGGGCAUUUGCAUUCCCCUGACAAAGGCAUCAUGAGUGCAUCUCAGUAGUGUUGUGCCCUGUUCUUCUCAUGAACUCCAUUCAUGUCUGCCCCUCACUAACAGACUUGGGUUUCCCCAGUACCUGACUACACUUCUGUGACUCAGCUUAGAUUAAAGAGCUCCAGUUAGACUUCCAAUACCAAAUUCUCUUGCAAGUUAUGAAA